UCCGUAACUCUCUAUAGUCUCUGCUUCACUUAUGCCCUAGCUUCUUCUUUUUCUUCUUACUGGUCUCUUUAUUUUCUUCUUGAAGCCUUUCUCCAGCCCAAGAUUUUGUCUCGAAAUGCCAUCGCCCAACGAGUACGAUAAUGUCCCCAUGCUUCCAGUUUCAGCCACAUCAUCAUCUCGUACUUCCCCAGGAAACACUUCUUCCACCAUUGACGUAUUUGAAAACUCGACUGUUGUUUUAGGCUACACAGAUCCUGUUGGGACCCAGAGAAGGCCUCCAUUAGUGAAAAUGAGUGACCCUCUUGCCUCUACUCGCAGUACUGUGCCUCCCUUUACUCUUCCUCCUGGUGGUUCUUUUGAUUCUGGCACUUCUGAUUCUUCGUUACAUAAUGCUCUGGAUGAGGAUGACGCUAAAGGCUGGGAUAGGCGAUUUGCUACAUAUGCUGAUAAAUACUUACCCAAAAUCAGGAAUCCGCACUCUAAACACGCUCAGAUCUGGACCAAAUUCUUUGUCCUUUCAUGCUUGUUGUCUAUUUUCGCAGAUCCCCUCUUUUUCUUCCCCAUAGAAGUCUAUAAGAAAGACAUGUGCAUGAGGAUCGAUUGGCGGACGACUAAUGCAUUGGUAGCUGUUAGAAGUUUAACUGAUGUUUUAUUCGGUGUAAACAUCCUGCUUCAGUUCCGAUGGGCAUAUGUAGCUCCUGAGUCUACGGUUGUUGGUGCUGGCCAGUUGGUUGUUGAUCCAAUAAAAAUUGCUAGCCGUUACUACCGAGGAAAUUUCUUCCUAGACUUGUUCAUAGUGUUGCCACUUCCACAGAUAUUGUUAGUAGGGGUAAUUCCACAACACUUGGGUACAUCUUGGGCAAACAGUACAAAGAACCUUUUACGCUUUGUGGUUCUUGUCCAAUACAUUCCAAAGUUACAUAGGCUUUUUCCUCUUCUAGCCGGACAAACACCAAAAGGGUUCAUAGUUGAGUCGGCAUUGGCUAAAUUUUUUAUAAAUCUUCUCACCUUCAUGCUUGCUGGUCAUGUUGUUGGCUCUUGUUGGUAUCUUUUUGGUCUGCAGAGAGUUAAUCAUUGCCUUCGAGAUGCUUGCGGUAAUUCUGGUUAUGAAUGCAAACAACUAAUAGAUUGUGGUCGUGAAAAAAAUAGCCAAAUUUUACAAGCGUGGAGAAGAAAUGUUAGUGCCAAUGCAUGUUUUCAAGAGGACGGUUUUCAUUACGGAAUCUAUUGGAAGGCAGUCAAUCUCACCACUAACACUACUGUUUGGUACACAAGAUACAGUUACUCUCUUUUCUGGGGGUUUCAGCAAAUCAGCACGCUUGCUGGAAACCAAGUCCCAAGUUACUAUUUCGGGGAGGUCUUAUUUACCAUGAUUAUCAUCGGUCUGGGGCUUUUGCUUUUCGCGUUUCUUAUUGGUAAUAUGCAGAACUUCCUUCUGUCUCUCGGCCGCAGGGAUAUGGAAAUGACUCUAAGACGCCGUGAUGUAGAGCAUUGGAUGAGCCAUAAACGGUUUCCAAAAGACAUAAGAAAGAGGGUGCGAGAUGCUGAGCGGUUAAACUGGAAUGCUACAAGAGGAGUCAACGAAGAAUUGCUCUUUGAGAAUAUGCCUGAUGACCUUCAAAGAGAUAUAAGACGACACCUCUUCGCAUUUCUCAAGAAGGUGAGGAUAUUUUCGAAGAUGGAUGAACCAAUUUUAGAUGCCAUCCGUGAGAGGCUGAAACAUAAGACUUACUUGAAUGAUAGCAUUAUCUUGCACCGCGGAGAUCUAGUUAAAAAAAUGGUAUUCAUAGUGAGAGGCAAGAUGGAGAGUACUGGAGAAGACGGUUCUAGUACUACUUUAUUAGAGGGAGACGUUUAUGGUGAAGAGCUUCUCACUUGGUGCGAACGCUCUUCUCUAAACCCUGAUGGGACUAGGAUAAGGAUGCCAUCAAAGGGAUUGCUUAGCAACAGAGAUGUUAAGUGCGUGACGAACGUGGAAGCGUUUUCACUCAGUGUAGCAGAUCUUGAAAACGUCGUGACCUUGUUCCCGACUCUCGAGAUUCCUAAGGAGUCAUAGAGUGCAAGGAUCCAUAAGGUAUGAAUCUCCAUAAUGGAGGCUACGAUCUGCUAGGCAGAUUCAAGUGGCUUGGAGAUACAGAAGGAGAGGGCCUCGGAGAUUGUACUGCUCUGUCUAUUAGAUUUUAAUCUUCAUUCUCGAUGGAUAUAUAAGCUUGGUGGUUGUCAUACAACUAUAUUAUACGAUGUAUAUGUCACUUUAAUAAGAUCAUUUUCACCUAAGUUUAGAUUGCUAAACAUCUCAACCGUAGUUACCCCCUUUCAAAUUCUCUUCCUUCAAAGAUUACAUGUAAAUUUCCAACUUUCUUACUUGUAUAAAUUGUGAAAAGC
Eruca vesicaria subsp. sativa (arugula) is the source of this 2385-nucleotide messenger RNA. The record is from the annotation of a GenBank genome assembly. Lineage: Eukaryota; Viridiplantae; Streptophyta; Magnoliopsida; Brassicales; Brassicaceae.